GAUUGUAUUCUAUUUGAAUCGCUUCAUUAUUUUGUGGUCUUUUUUUUCAGUACGUUCCUACCUGUUUCACAAUCCGUAUAAAUAAGAAUUUCAGUCGAAACUCUGAUGUCAGUCGCAGUUACUUGCAUGUGAAAGAAGUAUGAAACGAAUUGCGAUCCUUUUAGUUUCCCUGCUGAGAUGGACCAUCAUUUCCGCGUCUGUGACAGAACCACCCACUGUCGCGCUCAACAAAACCAAGAGAACACUGACAGAUACUGCAACUUAUGGGGAGAAACCGGCACCUCUAUUCUACGCCAUUCCCGAUGGAACUAGGCCAGACUUCUUCGCGACUACUAAAACUUUCGCAUUGGCAAAACCGCCAUUAUCAGCUGUGUUCGACCCUGAAGUGCCAAAACAAGUAGCUGCUCAGCAAGUUUUGUACGAGUAUCAACAGACGCCCACCAACGCUGUAUCCAAUGUGCACGUUAAACAACUCUUUCAACCACUCGAAACUAGCGAUGGAAACAAUACGCCACAAUUCAACCAAAACAAUCAAUUCAACCAAAACAAUCACCAGAACCAACAACAUCAGCAGCAGAACCACCAAAAUACGCACACUUCUGAGACUGUUGUCAAUCCUGUACAGCACAGUUCUUUGGUUAACCAUGGACAAAACUACGCUCAUGUCCAGUUUCAACCAUAUUACCCUCAACAUACCCAAACCCAACAUUAUGUUCCUGGUAGGUACUUCUAUGUCAACGGAAAAUACGUGUAUCCUCCACUGACUUCUCAGCCUCAUUAUCCUGCUCAAAGCCAGAAUCAGUUCCAAAAUGCGAACGCGCCUCAACAAGUCAACAAACCAGUAAGUUAUAUAACGUAUGGAACAGCAAAUAAUCUCUUAAAACAAAGACUGACACCUCCACCAACUGGGGCGCCAAUGAACUACAACAAAUUUGUACCACCACAAAAACAGGACAUUCAACCAAUCACCAAACCAGUUCAGUCCACUCCAAAAGUCCGAGAAGAAGUAGAUGAAGAAGAAGAAAACGCAUCUGUUCAGAAAGAAGAUGAAAGAAACGAAGACAGCAACGAAGAUGAUAACGACGAGAAGUCUAACUAUGAAGAAGAAAGCGAAGAAGGCGAUGAUCAUUAUGGGAAGUAUUUCGAUGAAGAGGAAGAAGAUAAUGGACGUUAUAGAGAAGAGCAAGAAGAGGAAGAGGAAGAUGACAGUGACAGGAAAGCUUCGAAAGUGGUAAAGGUACACAGGUCUCCAAGCAAACAUAAAAAAAACAGUCCCACCAAGAAACGCCAUAAUGACAAAAACAAUUAUGCUUGGAGUGAAUCUUAUAGUCACAGCAGCAAGUAUGAGAAUGGUAAGAAGAAAUCAGAUAAAAGCAAAGAGAGCAAAAAAUACGACACUACCAAAAAGAAGGCAGGCAAGAAGAAUAGGAGCAAACCAAAGAAAGGAGGAGAUAGAAUUGAAGGAAGAUACAGCCAUAAUAUACCAGUAAUCCACGAACAUAACAUAUUCAGGGAAAAAUGGUAUUUAUCGAAAUCUAAAAACGACAGAAAAUCUUGAGUGAAUACUUGAUUAAUUUUCUACUAUUAAAGUGUGAUAUCCUUCGUAAAAGAUGUGCCUCAGUUCGAAGUAUCGUGCAUCGAAGUUAAUCUUCAUCAUUUUCGAGUCGAAGUCUGAUUGAAUCUCGAAUGUUAUCAUUAAUGCCAAGGAAAUUUUAAUCUAUUUUAGCGGAACUUCUUGCAAUUGUUUGUGAGCUAUUUUUUCGUAAGCUAGUUCGAGAAAAGUUGUAAUAUGAAGAGUGUAUGUUUAUAUGAAUAAAUAUG
This is a messenger RNA of Harmonia axyridis, 1821 nucleotides long. RefSeq names its product probable serine/threonine-protein kinase DDB_G0280133. The record is from RefSeq and is a predicted model, not a curated record. The coding region runs from base 140 to 1558 and encodes 472 amino acids. Lineage: Eukaryota; Metazoa; Arthropoda; Insecta; Coleoptera; Coccinellidae. The transcript is spliced from 2 exons.